Molecule: messenger RNA, 2134 nt
Organism: Psylliodes chrysocephalus
Lineage: Eukaryota; Metazoa; Arthropoda; Insecta; Coleoptera; Chrysomelidae
Source: the annotation of a GenBank genome assembly
UGUCAAGUCUUAAAGUGCCUAUAAAGUUACAAAAUAAAGUGUCGAAUUACUAAAUAUAUUCAGAUUAAAUUCAAACGAUGGUGGACGAUUUAUGGUUACUUUUAUUACUAUUAGUGGUAACACCUAUAAAUGGUUUUAUUUUAAGUAAAUCAUUUAACGAAAUUGACAGUCCAAGGAAAGGAAAAUUUCUGUUUCCAUUUUAUUAUAAACAACAACCGGAUACUGGCAUUUAUGGCAAUCCAAUCUUGGAAAACAACAGUUUCGACUUCAUAAUCGUUGGAUCUGGACCUUCGGGCUGCGUUCUAGCUAACAGACUGACGGAAAUACCCGAAUGGAAUGUAAUGCUAUUAGAAGUUGGCGACGAGGCUAACGCUUUGACUGACAUCCCUUAUAUGGCGGAAUUUUUCCAGUUCACCGAUUACAGCUGGGGCUAUACAGCUGAACAACAGAAUACUUCUUGCGGGGGUUGCAUAGACGGCAAAGUAAAACUACCCCACGGCAGGGUCCUAGGCGGUAGUUCCCUCAUAGACUAUAUGCUGUACGCCAGGGGAAACCCAGCAGAUUACGAUAAGUGGCAACGGUUAGGUAACCCACGAUGGUCGUACGAGAAUGUGUUGCCAUAUUUCAUGAAAUCAGAAGACGCAUAUUUGAAUAUAAGCGAUUCUGGAUACCAUCAACGGGGAGGAAGGUUAUCCGUCAGUGACGUACCUUACAGAUCAGAAUCGGCGCAUGCGUUCGUCAGAGCUGCACAAGAAGCUGGGUAUCCUGAAGUGGAUUAUAAUGGAAAACGCCAAAUAGGGACUUCCUACAUCCAAUCCACCACGAGACAAGGAAAACGAGUAAGCGCAGAAAAGGCAUUUCUUCGUUCGAUCCGCAACAGACCUAAUCUCAAAAUCCUCAAAAAUUCUCGAGCAGUACAAAUUUUAAUCAAUCCAGAGACCAAACAAGCUUACGGCAUCCGGUACAUCAGAAAUAAACAGUAUCACGAGGCAUUGAUAAAGAGAGAAUUGAUUUUGAGUGCCGGUCCGUUUAGUAGCCCGCAGUUACUGAUGCUGUCUGGCAUAGGGCCAAAACGCCAUUUGGAGAAUUUAGGUGUUCCAUUAGUAUAUGAUUUGCCAGUGGGAAAGAAACUCUACGAUCAUUUGCUAUUUCCGGGACUAAAUUUUUUAUUGAAUGAAAGUAUAGUUCUCAAUCAAGAAAAAGAAACAGGAAAAUUGGACAAUUACAUCGAUAUCAGAGAAGGAAAAGGAGCAUUCACUACACUUAUUGGUGGUUUAGAAGCUGUGGCGUAUUUAAACACCAAUCAAACUCGUUCUGAUCCAAAGCGACCAGACAUAGAACUGUUGGCUUUUGGAGGUGGAAUAAGCGGAGAUAAAAAUUUGGUAUACAGAAAAAUGUUUGGAAUAUCCGAAGAAGUCUACGAUGCUGUUUGGAAACCUCUGGAAAAUAGGCCCAUUCUACAAAUAUUGCCGGUGUUGUUGCAACCAAAAUCGUCGGGAUACCUCAAACUGAAGUCCAGCAAUCCCUACCACUGGCCAAAAAUCUAUACCAAUUAUUUAACAGAUCCUGAAAACAACGAUAUCAAGACUUUACUGAAGGGUAUCAGGGAAGCUCAGCGAAUAGCUAGAAGUCCUUCGCUAGCAAAAUAUGGUGCGAAGCUUGUAGAAACACCCAUACCAGGUUGCCAAAAUCACGUCUUCGACUCCGACGACUACUGGCUGUGCUCCCUGCGUCAAUUAUCGACUUCCCUUGGUGACCAAACAUCCACCUGCAAAAUGGGUCCGCGAAAUGACCCAGAAGCAAUAGUCGAUUCGAAGCUACGUGUAUAUGGAAUACACAAUCUCAGAGUAGCAGAUGCCAGUGUUAUACCCGUACCGAUAUCUGGCAGAGCUGUGACUGCUUCUUAUAUGAUUGGAGAAAAGGCUGCCGAUAUGUUAAAGAAAGCCUGGAAUAAGAAGGACAGCAUAUCGAGGUUGAUUGAUAUAAGGAGUGCUAACGUGGAGGAAUAAAACUAUUAUUGAUGCAAAAAAAAUCAAUAUUUUAAGGAUAAAUUAGGUUAUUUAUAGUGAUAAAGUAACACGCUACAUAAAAUGGGUAUUGAAAUUGAAUAAUUUUGGUAUUUUGUAAAUUCUAG